This is a messenger RNA of Astyanax mexicanus (Mexican tetra), 4235 nucleotides long. RefSeq names its product ubiquitin specific peptidase 28 (gene usp28). Gene Ontology annotation, molecular function: protein binding; cysteine-type endopeptidase activity; cysteine-type deubiquitinase activity. Gene Ontology annotation, cellular component: cytosol; nucleus. Bases 55 to 3699 code for a protein of 1214 amino acids. The record is from RefSeq and is a predicted model, not a curated record. Gene Ontology annotation, biological process: DNA damage checkpoint signaling; regulation of protein stability; protein deubiquitination. The transcript has 26 exons. NCBI's taxonomy places the organism in Eukaryota, Metazoa, Chordata, Actinopteri, Characiformes, Acestrorhamphidae.
GGGGGCGGGGCUUGACGGAAAGCGGGUGUGAAGAAGCCUGCGCCGGAGUUGUGCAUGGAGGAGGUCAUACUCCGAAGUCAGGGCGAAGGAAUUUGGGGGCAAAAAAUCCGAAUGUCCUGCACUGCUGCCAUGAAAGUGGAACAAGACUGUGAACAUGGAGAAAACUCGGCAAACCUGAACGAAAUGCUGCUUAACCAACUGAGGGAGAUCACUGGCGUUCAGGACAUGCAGGUUCUUCAGAGCGCCCUUAAUGCAAGCCAGUGGGAUGUUAGCCAUGCUGUUGGUCUUCUCACAACACAAACAUCAGAGGAGGAGCAGGCGCCUGAAGAAUCUUCUACUGUCGACCAGAACACAGAAGCCUCCAACGUACACAACAAUGCAGCGAAGGAUGAGCUGCAGGCAGCGAUUGAGCUCAGUUUGCAGGAGUCGCAGCAGGCCCAGGCUGAGGAUAGAGAGCUCCACAGAGCUCUGGAGGCCAGCGCGGAGGAGAACGCCGCCCGUGUGAAGAGGAAGAGGAGCGAGGGAUCAGGAGAGAGCUGCAGCCCUGCAGAUUGGAUCAGACAGGAGAGCUGGCCUGUGGGCAUCAGGAAUGUGGGCAACACCUGCUGGUUCAGUGCUGUUAUUCAGUCUCUGUUCCAUCUGCCGGUGUUCCGCAGACUGGUGCUCAAUUACUGCUUGUCGGAGCGCGUGCUGGAGAAAUGCAAGAGCCACUCUGAAAAGAGAAACAUAGCCUUCAUGCAGGAGCUGCGCUGCCUCUUUGCACUGAUGGUGGGCUCCACCCGCAGGUUUGUGGACCCCUCUGCAGCUGUGGAGCUGCUCAGGGACGCCUUCAGGACCAGCGAGGCACAACAGGACGUUAGUGAAUUCACACACAAGCUGCUUGACUGGCUAGAGGACGCCUUCCAGCUGGCAUCUAAUGGAAGUAACCCUGAAGAUAAACAGGACAACCCGAUGGUCCAGCUUUUCUACGGCACGUUUGUAGCUCAGAGAGUUCACGAGGGUAAGACCCUCUCCACCAUUGAACAGUUCGGUCAGUACCCUCUGCAGGUGAACGGCUUCAACAACUUGGACGAGUGUUUAGAGGGUGCGAUGGUGGAAGGGGAGAUUGAAUCUCUGCACUGUGAUCAGACUGUUUCUUCUGGACAAGAGAGGUGGUUUUCGAAGCUGCCACCCGUGUUGACGUUUGAACUUUCUAGGUUUGAGUUCAAUCAGUCUUUAGGACGUCCAGAAAAAAUCCACAAAAAGCUUGAGUUCCCCCAUAUUAUCUAUAUGGACAGAUACCUUCACAAAAAUGUUGAACAGACUAAUGGAAGAAGAGGAGAGGUGAAGCGGCUCAAAGACCAGUUAACAGUUCUGCAGCAGAAACUUGAGAGCUACAAACAUUACGGUUCUGGGCCAACCAAGUACCCCCUGGCAGACAUGCUGCAGUACGUGCUGGAGUUUGCCACCACAAAGCCAGUGAACGCAUCUCCUACUGCGAGCGUACCUGCUAACCCUGCUGCACACACAGAACCCAGCUCAGAGAACUCCAGCCAAACAGAACCUGAAUAUGCAGGCUCAUCAGAUGGUUCAGGCUGCACACAGACUUCUACACAGAGGACGCCCAUACACAAGCCCUUUACACAGUGCAGACCCCCCAUGGACGGGCCUCUGCACCCGGCCCCCCACAGCGUGACCGAGGAGGAGCUGCACUUCGUCAGGAGCUGCCUGACGCGGUGGAGAACCGAGGUGGAGAACAACAUCAACGAGCUGAAGGCCAGCAUUGACAAGGUCAGCCAGGCUCUGGAGGGCAUGUACUCAGAUAACAGUUUGUGUCAGGUGCCCUAUAAACUACACGCAGUCCUGGUCCAUGAGGGACAGGCCUCUGCUGGUCAUUACUGGGCCUACAUCUAUGACCACGCCAAUAAACGCUGGCUAAAGUACAAUGAUGUCAUGGUGACAGAGUCAUCGUGGGAGGAGCUAGUGCGAGACUCGUAUGGAGGCAUGACUAACGCCAGUGCUUACUGUCUCAUGUACAUCAAUGACAGACUGCCACACCUCAUAACAGAAGAUACAGAUGAUGAAACAGGACAAGUUUUGCAAGGCAUGGAUUCUCUUCCUCCUAUCCUGAGGCGUUACGUUCGCGAGGAUAACCGCUGGUUCCAGCAGGAGCUUAGGGAAUGGGAAGAGCAGUUCUGCCAGGCUUCUCACGAGGAUCCACAGACUCCCUCAGCACACAUUGACAUCCACAGAGAGGAACCCAGCUCAGAACCACAGAACCCAAAGCCUGAACCAACACCCAACGCAGACAAGGAGCAUUCUCAGGAGGCAGCUGGAGAACCAGCCACAGAGCCAGCGCAGGAACCAGUCCAGGAAUCAGAAGAAGCCGUGGCCAGUCCAGAGGCAUCUGACGCGGUGUCCCCACAGAGCAGCGAAGAAGUGAAGGAGGGGGCUGAGGAGGUCGCCUCUCAAAAUCUGGUCCAAAACCAGCUGGACGAGAGGCCAGAGAGGAGUCAGAGCCCUGUAUCCACCUUUCAUGAGGAGCCGGGGUCGGUGGAAGAAGAACAACCGGAGAAGGACAAUCAAACAGAAAGUGAGCAGACCAGACCUGAGGAAGCGUCUGAGCCGCAGGCUGAGCCUGAGGGGUCUGAGGAACCUUUGGAGAGCGGGGCAGAGGCGGCAGCUGCAGAGGAGACCGGACACAGACAGCCUGAGAAUGAAGUGUCUGAGGUGGAGAUCCCCAACGUGGGCAAGAUCCUGGUCGUCUCAGACGCAGACGGAUACAAUGAAGAGAUGAUGCUGACCCCUGCAAUGCAAGGCGUAAUUUUUGCCAUAGCCAAGGCCCAACAGGUCUUUGACAAGGAUGGCCCUGAGGCAGGACUCAUAAAGGCGUUUCGUGAAGAGUACUCCAGGCUGCAUGAGCUGUCUCUAGAGGAAAUCACCCCCCAGCAGGACCCUCGUCUUCAGCACGUGCUGGUUUAUUUCUUCCAGAACAAAGCACCUGACCGUGUCAUCGAGAGGACUCUGCUGGAACAGUUUGGUGACCGCAAUCUGAGCUUUGACGAUAGGGCUGUGAGUAUCAUGAGAGAGGCCAGAACGAAACUACGCCUCAUCAAACCCGAGGAUAUGGACAUGGAGGAGUACUUGCAAUGGCAGGACGACUACAGCAUGUUCAAGACGGUAUUUGCUUACCUGCUGACAGGCCUGGAGCAGUACCAGAAGGGAAAAACUCGGGAAGCACUGAUAUAUCUUGCACACGCUUACGAAGACAAUGCAGCCCUGCUCAAAACUGGGGAGAGGAAAGGAGUGGACCAGGAACUCAUAGCACUUUACAGGAGAAAAUGUUUGAAAGAGCUGAAUGGGAAUGCAGCCCUGCUGUUUAAGAGUGGAGAAGAGAGUGACGUAGAAGAGGCAGUGACCAUCAUGAACGACUGUGUUAUCCCCUGCAUGCACCUCAUGGUCAGAGAUACCAUCAGCCAGGAGGACAUGGACAUCAUUGAGUCUAUCAGAAACCGAUGGUGCUCCUACCUGGAGCAGGAUAUGGAAGAGUCUCUGCAGGAGAAGCUGGGCGAGUUCUUGCCGAGGGUUCUCGACUGCUCGGCCGAGAGAGUGGUGCUGAAAGAGCCGCCGAAAGUAAGGAAGUCUCCCCACGACCUGUGCAGCCGCCUGGCCGCCGUCAUGGAGUCCAUUCACAGCACAUCCAUCGUCACUGUGAAGUGAUAACGCACAGAGCUCCGUGCGAGGCGGCGUCAUGGUAAUUUGCUACGCUUAGCCGGUGUCUCAGGCUGACACGUCAAACACUGAUUUUCUAUCGUUGCUGCACUGACUGUAGAGCUUUAUGUAGAUUUUUAUACAUAUUUGUAUCAAGAUUUUGUCACGACCCUUUGACACAAUGUCAACCCCUGACACUUCAUUGCACACUAAAAUAUUGAAAGAGCUGCUGUUUGAUUGGUUGUGCUCUUUCAAGAUGUUUUUUGAUCUCAGGAAAGAUCAAAUGAAUGUCAUUUUGUAGCACCAAAUACAUUUUAAAUGCUAAUGCUGCUAAUGCAAGAUUAAAGGAGAAGGACAGUGAAGGCAAGAUAUAAAAAAAACAGGUUUUUAUAUUCUAUGAUCUCCCAGAUGUGCUGUAGUCUGGUAUUGCUGUGAAAAUAGCCGUUCACCAUAGUGCCAUUAUUUCAGAUUCUGUUCUCUUCUUCUUUUUCUUUGUUCCAUCUCUCUAAGCCUCAAUAAACUUUCUCUCACUUUAUCGUACUCUA